Molecule: messenger RNA, 1350 nt
Organism: Lepus europaeus (European hare)
Lineage: Eukaryota; Metazoa; Chordata; Mammalia; Lagomorpha; Leporidae
Product: interferon-induced protein with tetratricopeptide repeats 1B-like
Exons: 1
Coding region: 16-1350 (444 amino acids)
Biological process (GO): defense response to virus
Cellular component (GO): cytosol
Molecular function (GO): protein binding; RNA binding
Source: RefSeq, a predicted model, not a curated record
AUUGAAGACAUUGAAAUGCCGGAUUUAGAAAACAGGAUCUGGGAAGAGAUUGAAUUCCUAAAUACCAGAUACAAGGUUGGAAUAUACAACCUGCUGGCCUAUGUGAAACACCUGCAAGGCAAGCAUGAGGAUGCCCUGGAGAGCCUGAAAGAAGCAGAAGACUUGGUCCAGGGAGGCCAGGCUGACCAAUCAGAUGUGAGGAAUCUGGUGACCUGGGGCAACUACGCCUGGGUGUACUACCACAUGGGCAGACUGGCAGAUGCACAGACGUACCUGGACAUGGUGGAGAACAUGUGCCAGAAGUCUGCAAAUCCCUCCCGCUAUAGAAUGGAGUGUCCUGAGAUGGACUGUGAGGAAGGCUGGGCUUUGCUGAAGUGUGGAAGAAAAAAUUAUGAGCGGGCCAAGGCCUGCUUUGAGAAGGCUCUGGAAGCAGACCCUGAGAACCCUGAAUUCAACACAGGGUAUGCAAUCACUGUCUAUCGCCUGGAUUACCCUGCCAAAAGACUAUACAAUGUCAGUGAUGCGUUUUCUCUGCAGCCCCUAAGGCAGGCCAUCAGGCUCAAUCCGGAAGAUGCAUACCUUAAAGCUCUGCUUGCUCUGAAGCUGCAGGAUGUAGGACAGGAGGCCGAAGGAAGAGAGUGCAUGGAGGAAGCUCUGGCUCACAUGUCCUCCCAGACCUAUGUCUUUCGAUACGCAGCCAAGUUUUUCCGCAGACAAGGCCGUCUGGAUGAAGCUCUGGAGUACCUAAAAAUGGCCUUGGAGGCAACACCCAGCUCUGCCUUUCUUCACCACCAGAUAGGCCUCUGCUACAGGGGACAAAUGUUCCAAAUAAAGAAUGCUACCCACAUGCAGCCUAGAGGACGGGACAGGGAGAACGUGGACAAAUUGGUUCAAUUAGCCAUAGAUGAGUUUCAAAAAGCUUCAGUACUAAAGCCGACGUUUGAAUUGGCUUAUGUUCACCUGGGUGAGAUGUGUGCAGAAAUACGCCAGUACGGAGAGGCCGAGGAACAUUUUCAGAAAGCAUUACGCAUCAAGAACAGUGAUGAUCGCAUCCAGCAAGAAAUUCAUUACUGCUACGGUCAUUUCUUAGAAUAUCACUGGAAAUCUGAAGACAGAGCCAUCACUCAGUAUCUAAAAGGUCUAAAAAUAGAAAAAGUGUCCCAUGCCAGGGAAAAACUGCUCAAGGCUUUAGAGAGAUUGGCAGAAAGACGUGUGAACCGGAAUGUCCAAGUUGUGGAAAGUACCGCCCUCCUUGGGCUCAUCCACAAAUUGAGAGGGGAAGUGAACGAAGCUCUGCUGUGUUAUGAGAAGGCUCUGAGGCUGGCUGCUGACCUAAACUCCAUGUUCUGA